This is a messenger RNA of Spodoptera littoralis (African cotton leafworm), 4557 nucleotides long. Lineage: Eukaryota; Metazoa; Arthropoda; Insecta; Lepidoptera; Noctuidae. The record is from the annotation of a GenBank genome assembly.
AUGGUAGCGUGGCUCAAUGGUGGUAAUUUUAAGGUGGCACAGAAUGCCCUAGAGGUGCUGACGGCGUUGGCGGAGCGCAUGGGACCGGAGUUCUCACACUACGUGCCCACCGUGCUGCCGCAUGUUAUUGACAGACUAGCAGAUACGAAGGAGGCAGUGCGUCACACGGCCCGGACGUGCGUGUCGUCGCUGGGCACGUCCCGCGCGGCGCAGGCCCGCGGCCUGCUGGCUCGCCUGGCGCCCGCGCUCGCGCACAAAGCUCCCCACGCCAGGGAGGAGGCGCUGCGCUGUAUACAGGCCUUGCUGGAGAACCACGGUGCGACCGAGCUCCAGUUGCGCGCGGCAGUGCCCAACCUGGCGGCGCUGGUGGGGGACCCCAGCGCGGCCGUCAGGGACGCCGCCAUGCAACUACUCGUCGACGUCUACAGACAUGUUGGUGAGAGACUAAGACAAGACUUGAAGAAGAAAGAGUUGCUGCCCGCACAGAAGUUCGCGCUGCUGGAACAGAAGUUUGACGAGGCUAGGGAAGCUGGACUUCUACUACCCACUGCGGGAGCGGACGAACCAGACUUCAUAUCCCGGACGGUGAAACGUACAAUGACGAUACCAACAUCAGCGCGGUCCCGAGACGGUGACAGCUCCGGAGCUUCCACGCCAGUAUCGACGACGACGGGCGCGGGCCCGGCGGGCGAGUCGGGCGCGGGCGCGGUGUCGUCGGAGGCGUUCGAGGCAGCCUUCCUGUCGUCGGCGCCGGCCGCCGUGUACGGCCCGCGCGGCCUCGACGACCUCUGUCGCCACGCCGCCGCGCUGCUCGGCGACCGCGCCGCCGACUGGGAGAAGAGGGUCGACGCUCUAAAAAAGAUCCGCUCCCUCCUGACUGCCAACGCCCACCAGCAGUACCCGACAGAGUUCGCGGCACAUCUCAAGGACCUGUCCGUACCAUUCCUCGUCGUCAUCAAGGAUCUCAGGAGUCAGGUAGUACGCGAGGCGUGUAUAACGAUAGCGCACAUGGCCAAAGUACUGCGCAACAAGAUCGACCAGUUCAGUCUCUACAUACUGCAAGAGCUCAUCAAUCUCAUACAGAAUGCUGCCAAGGUGGUGUCGUCCGCGGGCACGGUGUGCGUGCGGUACGUGGUGACGUACGUGCACUCGCCGCGUCUGCUGCCCGUCAUCGUCACCAACCUCACCACCAACAAGUCCAAGGAGAUCCGCUCCACGCUCAGUGAGGUCCUAGUACUAAUGUUGGAGAAAUGGCCGGCCACGACGAUAGAGAAGCAGCAGGCCGCAGUGCGGGACGCGAUCCGCCGGGCCUGCGUCGACGCGGACAGUGGCUGCCGGACGUACGGACGGAGAGCGUACGCGGCGUACAAGCGUCACUUCCCCGACGACGCGGAGCAGUUGUUCGCUCGCCUGGACUCCGCCGCGCAGAAACAGAUCGAGCGGGAGCGGAACAUCGGCAGUCUGGACAGUCUGCAUCAUGUCGGCACUGAAAGAAGAGUUAUAACAAGUCCUAGAAGUCCAUCGGCGAGUGUAUCAGCGGAGCGCGCCCCGGGCGGGGUGACGGCGCGCUCGGUGUCCGCGCUGGACGCGGCGGCCGCGCAGCGAGCGCGCGCGCGGGCACUCUACUCGCACAUGGGCCGCAACAAGGUGCCGCCCACCGCCAGCCUGCGAGACAUAUCACAACCAGCGCGUGCAAAACGUUCGCCAGUAGCGGCUAGCGGAGUGCCGCCCAGUCCGGAACGGUCCGUCGGCCGGUCUCGGUCCAGACCCGGCGUCUCACAGUCACAACCGACAUCGCGAUCCUCGUCCCCAUCAUCCCGCAGUAGUGGCCCGCUGUCCCUGGCGAGCGCUCGACGUCGUCCGUCUGGUAUACCGCGCUCACUGGCUGGGUCUAGGGAGACCAGCCCUACCAGGAGUGGCAGGUCCAGCAGCGUGGCGGGCGCAGGCGUGCGACGUCGCGAGUCCAUGGAGCGCACCGCGCCCAGCCGCGCGCCCGCCGCCACGCUGCGUCUACUGCAGCAGACCAGGGACGCAGAGGCACUGCUCCGGGUACGCACAUACUUACUUUAUUACUUUACCACGCUGCGCCUGCUGCAGCAGACCAGGGACGCAGAGGCACUGCUCCGGGUACGCACAUACUUACUUUAUUACUUUACCACGCUGCGCCUGCUGCAGCAGACCAGGGACGCAGAGGCACUGCUCCGGGUACGCACAUACUUACUUUAUUACUUUACCACGCUGCGCCUGCUGCAGCAGACCAGGGACGCAGAGGCACUGCUCCGGGUACGCACAUACUUACUUUAUUACUUUACCACGCUGCGCCUGCUGCAGCAGACCAGGGACGCAGAGGCACUGCUCCGGGUACGCACAUACUUACUUUAUUACUUUACCACGCUGCGCCUGCUGCAGCAGACCAGGGACGCAGAGGCACUGCUCCGGAGUCCGGAAGACAGUUCAGCCUGCGAGGGAGGUCGUGGUCGGGACGAUGACUCCGAGGCUUCCAGCGUCUGUUCAGAACGUAGCCUCGACUCUUAUAGGAGACAUGAUUCAGUAUCAUGGUCCGGCUCCGCGUCUCGCCUCGGCUGGGAGUGUGGGUCCCCUCCCCCUCCCCCUCCGCCGGACGACAUCAUCGCGCUCUGCGCCUGUACGCACUGGACUGAACGGAAGGAUGGACUUACGCAUUUGGCCAACUACCUGAACAGCGGGCGCCUGCUGACAGACGAGCAGCUGCGUCGCCUGACGGACUUGUUGAACAAGAUGUUCGUGGACGCACACACCAAGGUCUUCUCGCUGCUGCUGGACGCCGUCUGCGAGCUCUUGCUGGUCCACUGGCAGCAGCUCAAGGACUGGCUUUAUCAACUAAUGUUCAGACUCCUAAUGAAGCUAGGCACGGAUAUCCUCGGCUCCGUGCAGAGUAAGAUCAUGAAGACAUUGGACGUCAUACACGAGUGCUUCCCCGCCGAGCUACAACUGCACAAUAUAUUCAGGUUCCUAGCAGAUGGCGCGACAGCCCCGACCCCCAAAACGAAGGCGGCCGCGCUCCGGUUCCUGGCUGACCUGGCUCACGAUUACUGCACUCCUAACAGUCUCGCACUAGCUUUGCAUGGCGGCGCGACGGGCGUGGCAGGCCGUGCGCUAGUGAAGGUGUCGUCGCUGGCGGGCGACCCGCGCGCCGCCGACGUCCGCGUCAGUGCGCGCCGGGCACUCGCCUCGCUCUACGACUGUAACCCAGUACCCUUCACGGCGCUUAUGAGCGAGUUACCAGCAGAGACGCAGGCGCUAGUCAAUGGAGUAGUACAACAACAUGUACGGAGGACGUCAAGCACAGGCUCGGACAGCCCGCUGCGGUCUGCGAGCGGCGCGGGCGCGGGCGCGGGCGCGGCGGCCGACGACGUGUACUCGCGCAUCCGGAAGACUACCUCCGAGAUACAUUCCUACACCGCGCAGCACAGCAACGCGGACUGCGGUAACCACAUGUCGAGCAAGGACUCGGGUAUCAGCCAGAUGUCUGACGUCACGCUCUCUAACAAGGGACACAAUGGAGUGCCCAAUGGACAUUACAGCGCUGAGACGUUAAACCGCGCGGCGUCAGCAGACAGUUCUGAGGAGGCGAACAGUACGAAGGAGUCCUCGCCAGUACCCGCACAUCACAGACUCGACUUCCAUACCCACGGGGAGUUCAACUCUAGUCAGCUGGGACGCGACAAGAUCCGCCCGUACGAGACCGACGAGAACGGAUACAUUAUUACUAAAUCGGGCCUGCGCGAGCCGGAGGUCCUGGAGGCGCUGUGCAAGCUGGACGUCGGCGCCGCGCCGCCCGAGCACUGGGAGCGACUACUGCUGGCCACCCACGAACUGCUCAAGUACGGCGACUGCAGGAAGCCCGCCGAGUACUUCAAGAACAUAGUACGAGUGGCGCUAGCGGCGUUGUCUAUAGAUGAGAAUUCAGGAGACAAAGAAAAUACUGAAAACGCGAGCAACGCGCAGCAGACUUCAGGUUGGGGCACAGCAAACGAGCGUGCAGCGGCGGAAGCUGUAAAGGUCUUGAUCUGGCUCUGUAGGAGACCAGAGACCAGGCCUCAGUGGCAGGACUACUUCGACCUCAUACUCCUCAAGUUGAUACAUGCGUACGAGAGCCUCAACAAAGAAGUCAUGAGGGCCGUGGAGGCUGGGAUGCCGCAUAUUGCGAAUGCUUUACCAGCUCAACAGGUGCUGGCGCUACUGAAGCCGGUGAUCCGCACGCGCGGGUACCCGACGUCGCUGUGCGCGCUGAAGCUGGCGGCCGAGGUGGCCAAGGCGCGCCCCCACGAACUGGCAGACGACACCGUGCAGCAGCUCAUGGAGGGCGUCGGACAGUUGGCGGACCACCAAAACAGCGCGGUGCGUAAAGCGGCAGUGUUCUGUAUGGUCGCCUUCACAUUCGCGCUCGGCGAGGAACGGAUGCAGCCACAUCUCAAACAUCUCUCCGUCAGCAAGUACAGGCUGCUACAGGUGUACAUCAGCAAGCAGCGCGAGGAGUACCCCCGCGGGGGCGGCGCCCCCCCUCCCCCCACGUAG